UCGUCCUCUUCUCUCUCUUUCUCUCUAUCCCCCCAUUGAUUUCCCCCAAAUCUACUCCCCCCUCUCUCGAUCCGAAUCCACUCUCUAGCUAUAUAAUUAUUAUUAUUAUUUGAAUUAAUUACGAAGUUUCAAUUCGGAUAGGCGAAAUUUGUUGUAAAAAUUGGAAUUUUUUUGGUGUAAUUUUUGUAGAUCUCAUCGUUUCUGCGAGGGAAUUGGGGAUUUGGUAGGGCUCUCGGGUUCAAUUAGGGUUCCGGCGGAUCCGAUGUCGUCUUCUCCGGCGACGGCGACGGCGACGUCGUACUGGUGCUACAACUGCAGCCGCUUCGUUAGGGUUUGGCCACAGGACGCCAUCGUGUGCCCCGAGUGCGACGGAGGGUUCCUCGAGGAGGUGCUCGACGCGCCUCUCCCCCGCCCCGUCCCCGACCUCCAUCACCUCCACCACCACCACCACCACCGCGCCGCCGCGCUCGGGCACCGCCGCGGCCGCCGCGCAGCGGCCGGGGACCGCUCCCCCUUCAACCCGGUCAUCGUCUUCCGCAGCCCCGGAAGCAGCCGCCGCCGCGCCACGGCGGAGAGUGGUGGCGGUGGCAGCAGCUUCGAGCUCUACUACGACGACGGCGCCGGUUCCGGGCUCCGCCCUUUACCGGAGAGCAUGUCCGAGUUCCUCAUGGGCUCGGGAUUCGAGCGCCUCCUCGACCAGCUCGCGCAGAUCGAGCUCGGCGGGCUCGGAGCGGGGCGAGGGUUCGAGAACCCUCCCGCAUCGAAGGCGGCGAUCGAGUCCAUGCCCACGGUAAUAAUCUCCUCCCGCCAUAUCCUAACCGAUUCCCACUGCGCCGUGUGCACGGAGGCCUUUGAGCUCGAAUCCGAGGCGCGGGAGAUGCCCUGCAAACACAUCUACCACCAAGAUUGCAUCUUGCCGUGGCUCGCGCUCCGGAACUCUUGCCCUGUGUGCCGCCAUGAGUUGCCCGCAGAGAGCGGAGGCGCCGGUGGGAUUGGAAACGCGGCGGUAAACGAGGAUGGGGAGGGGGAAACUAUGGGGCUCACUGUGUGGAGGCUCCCUGGUGGCGGCUUCGCUGUGGGGAGGUUUUCCGGGGGAAGAAGAGCAGGGGACAGGGAGCUUCCGGUUGUUUAUACCGAAGUAGAUGGUGGGUUCAACAACAGUGGUGAGCCGCGAAGGAUUUCGUGGUCUUCUAGAGGGAGGAGAGAGAGGGAGGAGGGUCUGAUAAGCCGGAUGUUCCGAAACCUCUUUGCUUGCUUCAGCCACUCACGGUCUCCGUCAUCGUCUCCUUCUUCUUCUUCUAGUAUGCCACAAAGAAGUAGGAGUUCACGAAGCCGGAACAUGACUUGGGGAGUGGAAGAGGGGAAUGCAAAUACUAUGGCCAGAUGGUGAAAGAAAUUGGCCCCCUCUGCGUGUGUGACCUAAAUUCUAUUGUAAAUAGAAUGGACCUGAAAAUUGCAAGAUAUCUUGAUUCUAUUUCUUUAAGAAAUUGGCGAAGAAAUUUUUCAUGGUGAUUAUUUGGAAGGUUAAGGAAAUGAAGGAUCUUAACUGUAAUGGGCCUUUCCAUACGAGGAAGGUAUUUGUAGAACUUUUGCUUAUUGCAGUGUGGGAAGAAGAAAUUCAUUUAAUUCACUAUGUAAUUUUGCAUGUACAUCAUGUUGUGCCAUCUUUUCCUCUUGUAAGAAAGUUUUGACUACGCCCGUACUUUCUUAGUAAGCACAGAAUACACUGGAUGAAUGUUUCCUUGUGAACGAUAAGCGCAUGCUUGAGCUGCAGACCUCUUUGAGCUUGGAAUGGAUGAAAUUUUGUGGUAGAAACUUGUGCAAUUGUUUCAUCUUUCUCUAGUCUCUACCAUUAUGUUUGUAAAUGGUUGAUCUUCAAUUCGUGUAAAUCGGGAAGACGAUGUUGAUCUUAUAUAUGUUGAAGAUUGCGAUA
Molecule: messenger RNA, 1933 nt
Organism: Ananas comosus (pineapple)
Lineage: Eukaryota; Viridiplantae; Streptophyta; Magnoliopsida; Poales; Bromeliaceae
Product: E3 ubiquitin-protein ligase RDUF2-like
Exons: 1
Coding region: 263-1390 (375 amino acids)
Biological process (GO): protein ubiquitination
Cellular component (GO): cytoplasm
Molecular function (GO): ubiquitin protein ligase activity
Source: RefSeq, a predicted model, not a curated record